Molecule: messenger RNA, 1077 nt
Organism: Emiliania huxleyi CCMP1516
Lineage: Eukaryota; Haptophyta; Isochrysidales; Noelaerhabdaceae
Exons: 6
Coding region: 29-985 (318 amino acids)
Source: RefSeq, a predicted model, not a curated record
GUGAUUCGAUCAGGGAGCAAGCGCCUCGAUGUUGGUCCUGUCCCUCUUCUCCGCGGCUCAGGCCCCCUCCUCCUCCAUGGGUCUCGAGCCGGGCAGCCACGGCUCGUACGGCAAGUCUCUCGGCAUGAACCUCAUGUCCAACCCGGGCAACGGCGGCGCCGCCUCGGCCUUCAACCAGGACGAGGGCGACCCGGCACCUUACUUCGACACCUCCGCCUACAUCACGUCAUCGGAGCCCCGCAUGGGGACGCAGGAGGACUGGCUCAAGGCGGCGGCGCUCACGGGCCUGAACAACGCAAACCUGGCCAAGAAGCACUACGACAAGUUUUCCGCCGGCGAAGGGGACGCGGAGGAGGUGUCGACCGAGUUCGUCAACGAGGGGCUCGACACGGGCUUCCGCACGGGCGGCACCCUCACCGGCGACGUGGCCAAGAACUUUCAGCAAAUCACGGGCACCAUCCAGCAGAGCGCCCAGGCGGUGGAGGGCACGGCUGGUGGCGGCGGCGGCGGCGAGAUGCCGGACGGCGAGAUGCCGAUGGAGAAGCAGGCUGCGGCGCCGGCACCCACCUGGCAGGACUUCAUGAACACGGGCAUCCAGACCGGCAUGGGCUUCGCCAUGGCCGGUUCUCAGACCGCGUCCGACUACGGCAGUGGCAAGGGCGACAACAAAGCGACCCGCGGCGGCCGGCGCCAAGCGCCCCUCCACCGUCCCGCCCGCGGCCGUGAUGGGCCUCGCCGCCCUCGGCCUCGCCGCAGCGGCUCUCGCGAUUGGCCGCCGCAACAAGGCGAACUAGCGCACCGCCGCCGAGGUGUCGACGGCGGCGGCGCCCAGCCCGAUGCCGAUGGUCUAAGGAAACCAAGUCUUGGCGAGAUGCGUGGCGUGCGGCGGUUUCGACGUCCCGGGUACCCCUCCCCCCAAACUCGCCUACCUGCUACGCCCCUGCGCUCGUGCGCUGGCGAUCACGGCGCUCGCGUCGGCCUUUGAGCUGGGGUAUCGCUGGUGCUUGCGCGCGGAGGGUAUUACUGAGAGAGAGAGAAAGAUGAAAGUGGAUCGUCGUGUGUCGUGUACGCCCCCCC